CCGCCAUUGGUAACCGCUAAAACAACCCACCCCUCCCUACCACGCUUCACUGCCGCGGCGGCCAUCCAUGGCCGCCUCCACUCUCCUCCGCCUCAUCUCCCCGUCAGCGCCAAGCCUGCAUGAUCCAAGCCCUAGGAUCAACCCUUCACUCCUCGUGUGCCCGACGCGCCGGCGACGUCGGUUCCUGGCGGCCCGCUGCUCGUCAUCGUCGCCACUGCUGCCGCCAUCGUCGCCGCUCGAGUUUCCCCUCCUCCCAUUCCAGCCCGCGGAGGUGUUGAUUCCGUCUGAAUGCAAGACUCUGCACUUGUAUGAAGCAAGGUAUCUAGCAUUGCUAGAAGAGGCAUUGUAUAAGAGGCAAAAUUCCCUUGUACACUUUGUCCUUGAUCCAGUUUUAUCAAGCUCUUCUAAGGAUUCCUUUGCUGUAAGAUAUGGCUGUUUGGUGCGGAUAGAAAGUGUUCAAAAGAUGGAUUUUGGAGCAUUAGUGUCAAUUAGAGGUGUAUGCCGAGUGAACAUCAAGAACCUUCUUCAGAUGGAGCCCUACUUGCGAGGUGAUGUUUCUCCCAUGAUGGACAAGUCUUCGGAUGACAUCGAUUUGGACCUGAGAAUUUCCAAACUAAGGGAGUCCAUGUGCAAUUUGCACAGCCUACAAAUGAAGCUGAGGGUGCCCGAGGAUGAACCGCUGCAAACAAACAUCAAAAGUUCUCUACUUUGGUCUGAGAAAGAUAUUUUCGAAGAGUACGACGAAAAGUUCAUCCCUGGGCUCCCAGAACGUCUCUCCUUUGCGGCGUACCAAUCAGUUUCAGGUAUGUCAGAUGAAGAACUUCUUACCCUGCAAAAAUACAAGAUAAAGGCAAUGGAUUCAAUGGACACUCUGGAAAGACUAAACAGUGGAAUCGAGUACGUUGAACAUAACAUUGGUAUGAUUGCCGCGAGACUGGCAAUUCAGAACAUAUGAUUCUCGGUACACAGCUUACUGAAACUGAACACUAGUAUACCAUCAGCAUCAGCAUGAUAUGAUGGUGAUGAACUGAUGAUCAUCAUCAAAGAAGUGAGUACCUAAUACUUCUAAGAUCUAACUGAUGCUCAUGCUCCGUAAGGAAGUCCAUUUACAUGCUCUGACCUCAGAAUGUCUCCACUUUGCAUCUGCACUGUAUACAAGGAGAGGACUGACGCAGAUUGCUUUUGACAUGCUUGAUGUACAUUCAGACAGUGCAAUUGAAAUGACUUUUGCAAUUUCGUUUCAGAUAAGUCAUACUCAUACAUCAUUCAGAUCUCACGCGUUGCUAAAAAAACUCUUGUAAAUUCAUUCCAGGAUGUAAUUCAUACAACUGAUUUGUCUGGAAA
Molecule: messenger RNA, 1344 nt
Organism: Lolium perenne
Lineage: Eukaryota; Viridiplantae; Streptophyta; Magnoliopsida; Poales; Poaceae
Source: RefSeq, a predicted model, not a curated record